Colius striatus (speckled mousebird) is the source of this 1410-nucleotide messenger RNA. It is a transcript of the gene OTOL1, whose product is annotated as otolin 1. Gene Ontology annotation, molecular function: protein binding. NCBI's taxonomy places the organism in Eukaryota, Metazoa, Chordata, Aves, Coliiformes, Coliidae. The record is from RefSeq and is a predicted model, not a curated record. The coding region runs from base 1 to 1410 and encodes 469 amino acids. The transcript is spliced from 4 exons.
AUGUGGAGCUCCCCGGGGCCUGUCUCAGCGUUGGUGAUGCUGGUUGUUACUGCUGUGCACGCGGGACUGAAGGUGACUCCAGUCGUGAAGUACACGAAGCCAAAGCCCUUCCAGCCGGUGGCCAGCGGCGCUUCUCACCCUCCCCUCACCCCUCUCGCUGGGAAGGGCCCGUUCCCGGCAGCACCGGCCAAAGCUGAGUUACCCACCCUGAGCCCUGCAGCCCGAGGGGCCACCACGCUCUUCCCCUUCGAGAACUACACACUCGACUCGGCCGAUUUCUUCUUCAACUGCUGCGACUGCUGCCCGUCUGCCGCGGGGCUGCGGGGGCAGCCGGGGGAGCAGGGACCCCCAGGUCCCAAAGGGGAGAAGGGAGAUGCUGGUCUGCAAGGUCUGCCAGGAACCCCAGGUCCUCCAGGUCCAAAGGGUUCUAAAGGAGAAAGAGGAGGCAAAGGGGAGCAAGGAGAGCGAGGAGUGAGUGGCAAUCCCGGUUAUCCAGGCAAACCUGGGCUACAAGGUGACGCUGGAGUGAAAGGCAGUAAGGGCAGCUAUGGCUUCCCGGGACUGAAGGGACAAAAAGGGUCCAAAGGGGAUACUUGCGAGAAUGGGACCAAAGGAGAUAAAGGAGACAGAGGGGAUGCUGGAGAGCCGGGAGGGGAUGGAGGACAGGGUGCCAAAGGGGAAAAAGGAGACACGGGGGACAAGGGAUACUGUGGGGAGCCAGGGGGGAGAGGUGCGAAGGGAGAAAGGGGGGAAGCGGGGACAAAGGGAGAAAAGGGGAACAAAGGGGAGAUGGGACUUGAGGGUAUUCGAGGCGUGGAUGGAAAACAGGGAGAAAGGGGAGAGCGAGGAAUUAAGGGUGAAAAAGGGGACCUGGGACCCGCCGGCGUGACGGGACCUUCCGGACCCAAGGGGGCUGCCGGCAGCAAGGGAGGCCGAGGGGCUCCGGGAAAGAAAGGCUCCCGUGGGGCCAAGGGCGCCCGAGGAGACACCGCCAAGCUCCUGCGGUCAGCCUUCAGCGCCGGCCUGUCCAAGCCCUUCCCUCCACCCAACGUCCCCAUUAGAUUCGACAAGAUCCUGUACAACGACCAGGCAGAUUACAACCCUGCCACCGGGAAAUUCAACUGCAGCGUGCCCGGGGCCUACGUCUUCGCCUACCACCUGACGGUGAGAGGCCGCCCGGCCCGUGUCAGCCUCGUGGCCCGCAGCAGGAAGGUGGCCAAAGCCCGGGAGACUCUCUACGGGCAGGAGAUCGAUCAGGCGUCCUUCCUGACCAUCCUGAAGCUGAGCGCAGGGGAUCAGGUGUGGCUGGAGGUGGCGCGGGACUGGAACGGGGUGUACGUCAGUGCUGAGGACGACAGCGUCUUCACGGGCUUUCUGCUCUACCCUGAUGCUUUUGAGAUUGUGCUAUAG